Cutaneotrichosporon oleaginosum is the source of this 1060-nucleotide messenger RNA. RefSeq lists its product as uncharacterized. Gene Ontology annotation, cellular component: nucleus. Lineage: Eukaryota; Fungi; Basidiomycota; Tremellomycetes; Trichosporonales; Trichosporonaceae. Gene Ontology annotation, molecular function: RNA polymerase II cis-regulatory region sequence-specific DNA binding; DNA-binding transcription repressor activity, RNA polymerase II-specific. Gene Ontology annotation, biological process: negative regulation of transcription by RNA polymerase II. The record is from RefSeq and is a predicted model, not a curated record.
GCUCGACAACUCGCUCUCCCUAGCUCUCGUUCGCUCUCGUUCGCGCUCUAUCUCACUCACCCACGCCCAUCCCCCGCCCGCCAUGGAAGACGUCCAAACCUUCAAGGACCAGCUCGCGCUCGUCAACAUCCAGCUCGAGAGCGACAAGGACAACGCUGACCUCCUCACGCUCAAGGGUGAGCUCGAGGAGCUCAUCAGCCUCACCGAGCAGGCUGCGGCUGCCGCCGCCGAGCCCAAGAAGAGUAAGGGCAAGGGAAAGGAGAAGGAGAAAGCCGAGCACGCAGCCAAUUGGCAAGACAGCGGCGAGUACCGUGCGGGCAUGGACUGCAUGGCCAAGUACAAGGAUGGCAAGUGGUACCCCGCGCGUAUUAACCAAGUUGUCGGCUCGCAAGAGUCGCCGCUGUAUACGAUCACGUUCAAGGGAUACACGUCGUCGACGAACGUCCCCGUCUCGAGCUUGCGGCCACACGACCCGUCCGCGCCCAUCCCUGUGCCCGUGAAGCGGCCGGCGGAGCUGAGCGAGCGCGAGAAGGAGAAGAAGAAGCGCAAGGGUGAAAAAUGGAUGUCGAGCCUGAAGGAGCGGGACCAGGAGGCGCGGAGCAAGCAGAACUCGUGGGAGAAGUUUGGCAAGAAGGCGCAAAAGAAGGGCAUCCACAUCGCCGGUCUGGAAGGGAAGAGUGUGUUCCGCACGAGCGACAGCCCGUACGCCCGCGUCGGCGUAUUCAACUCGGGACACGGGAUGAAGGACUUUGACAAGAUGGGCAAGCACAAGUUUGCGCGGCCGCUCGAUGAGGAGUGAUCGUGCGCUUGGCGCGGCAGGUCACCCGCCCUAUGGUCACACGUUCACCCACAGUCAUUCGAAGUACAGAGCGAGGACGAGGGACAAAGCGGGCGAGACCACACCACGGGUAUGAGCAUGAGCUGGGCGUUCCACUCCGUUGGUGCUGAUCCCCAGACUAGACUGUAUGUGAGUAGAUGCACGUGUAUACUAGGAGAAGUGGGUGGUUGGGUGGGCCGAGGAGACUAUACAUGACAUGCAUCGGAUACCCUCUGUGCCCGU